UUGACAGUGAGAGAAGAGACUGAGCAUCCACACGCAGCGCAGAGUGGAGCCAGCACUGACGAGCAAAAAAACGCACACACAAAUGCACCGGGUGAAAACGGGAGGCGGACAGAGGCUCCAGCUGUAGCGCGUCCACUGGCCACAGUCAGACAUGUAGGAGGAGGAGGUGCUCUGCUUGCUGUUCCAUGUCCGCUUCAGUCUUCUAAGCACCUCCCACCACCCCCUGCACGCUCGCUCCCUGGCUCUGCAGUUGCCGAGGGGCUGGCUGGAAUGACCCGGGAGAGCGGGAGACACAAGGCGAUGCACUAGACGUGGCUGCCGGCCGGGAGGACUCUCUCAACCUUGAUCCCUCUUUUUCUCCAGGCUGACAGACACAGGGCAGACCUCUGAUCUUCCCCACAGAUGCAUGCCCAUAUAGGAGGGCAUGGCUGUGUAGACCCAGGGUCUUCAUGAAGCACAGCCACAGUGAGAAGGACCAGCACAGAGACGCACAGGUACACACUCCACCAACCAGACGCCUGUGUGUGUGUGUGUGUGUGUGUGUGAGAGAGAGAGAGAGAGAGAGAGAGUCUUUGUGGGAGAUCCCUGCUUUGAAAAAGAACCUCCUGUGCACCAGCCAGCAUUCAGAGAUCGUGAAUGACUGCAAAACAGAGUGAGGCCUUUGCAGUGCAACCCUGUCCCAUGCUGCUCCCCCCUCUCAGGGGAUGGCCAAGGUCCAGGAUGGACAUACGAACGCAUGUGAAAGCUCUGCAAUGUUAGAGGAGAGCCAAGAUGGUAUGGACAGUGGUACCCUAAGUCCUGCCUCAGCUAGACAGGUCACCAUCCAACGCCACCCAACUCAAGGCUUCGGCUUCAUUGCAGGCAGUCAGAGGCCUGUCAUUGUACGAUCCGUCUCUGCUGACGGCCCUUCCUUUGGCAAGCUUCUCCCUGGAGACCAGAUCUUGGCCAUUAACGAGGAGACGGUGAGCGACGCGCCCCGAGAGAGAGUCAUAGACCUUGUAAGACGCUGCAAAGACACUAUAGUUCUCAGCGUGCUGCAGCCCCAUCAGUCACCUAAGUCCGCCUUCAUAAGUGCAGCCAAAAAGGCCCGCCUGCGAACUAACCCGCCUAAAGUGCGCUUUUCAGAGCAAGUGUCCAUCAGCAACCCGGACUCAACAAUGCUUAAGGACGACUCCUUGCUACUCAUACCAAAUGUGUUGAAGGUGUUCCUGGAGAAUGGACAGAUUAAGUCCUUUACGUUCGAUAGCCGUACCACUGUUAGGGAUGUAAUCUCCUCACUGCAGGACCGCCUCUCACUGCGCUACAUUGAGCACUUUGCCUUAGCACUUGAGGCAGGUGGUCUGGAGCAGAAUCAGAGGUUGCAACUGCUGCAGGAGAACCAGCCUCUGACACAUGUGGUGCAUAGAACCUAUUUCCAAGGGAUGAAGUGUCUGUUCCGCGUCUGCUUCUUCCCCAAGGACCCUGCAGACCUGCUGAGAAGGGACCCUGCUGCAUUUGAGUACCUCUAUAUACAGAGUCGCAAUGACGUUAUCAAAGAGCGCUUUGGCAUGGACUGGAAAUCAGACAUCACAUUGCGUUUGGCUGCGCUCCAUAUCUACAUCACUGUGUCUUCGGCAAGGCCCAAUCAGAAGAUCUCACUCAAACAUGUUGAAAAAGAGUGGGGACUAGAGCCUUUCCUUCCCCUUACUCUCCUUCCAACAGUCAAGGAGAAGAAUGUGUGUAAGACCCUGUCUCAGUUGCUGAAGACCUACCAGCAUCCACCACCAUCAGGCAACAAGGUUCCUCCUCUUCAAGGAAAGCUGCAGUACAUGCGUGUACUUAAUGACCUCCCACCUUUCGGGGGAAUACUGUUCCACACCGCUGGACUGGAUGAGAAACAGUCUGCUACAACACUACUUGUGGGUCCUCGACAUGGCAUUAGUCAUGUGAUUGACCUGAAAAACAACCUCACAACAGUCCUGACCGAGUUCAGUAGGGUUGCCAAGAUCCAGCUGUACCGUGAGAGCCAAGGAGUGGCACGUGUGGAGGUGACAAUCCAUGAAGCCAAGCCCCUUGUCCUACUCAUGGAAUGGCCUGAUGCUAGUAACUUUGCAUGCCUCAUCUCUGGCUACUACAAGCUGUUUGUAGACCCCAAACGGACCAUCUACAUCCGGACUUCUGGUCAGUCUCAGCUGACCAAGGCAGAUUACAGAAGCUCCCACCAUGCCCACCCACGUUCCGGGGCAACCAGCUUGUCAAGUGGAGUUCGGCGAGGGGACGAGAGGGAAAACUCGCACAGGGAGUCAGGUUCUUCAAGGGCCCUAGUUCCAGCAGAGCCUCAGCAUCUAGGGCUGUGUCAUGUCCACCUUCGAGAACAACAACAAUUUCAGGAUAUCCAAACUCACACUGAACUUGACAUCAAUGAGAACUUUAUUUCUCAGGAGCCCCCAGGGCGGCCGCGCACCAAGUCAGACCCCACCCAGCAGAGUACAGAGGAAAUAGCUGGGGUUUUAGAGAGCCCAGCAGUGGAGAAUGCAGGAUUUAGAAUCCGGGCCCAAACAAUGGGUCAAUCCCAGAAAACUUCACGAUACUUCUGUGACUCCUGCAAAGCCAGGCUUAGGGCAGAGGGUUUGUCAGGAGUAGUGAACAGUAGUGGGAGCUCUGGGAAAUACUGUUCCAGUGCUUGUGCCUCCCGAGAUGGAGGUGCUGUUGAUCUCAUGGCCCUUCCACCACCAGGAAAUGAAGAAGAGGAGGGGGAGCAGGAGGUAGACGGAGGAGGAGAGAUGCUGCAACCACCACCACCUGCUAUUGCUGCCCCACCACCUGGAUUCAGGGAUAACAGUUCAGAUGAGGAUGACCCAAAGAGAGGGAGGAAGGCGCGAACCAGUGCCAGCUCAGCAGUCGCCUCUGGGAAGCUGGGCCAAGCCAAGGAAGAUGUGCCUGUGACACUAAUUGAUAAUGUGACUACGAGAACAGUCCGAGAUCAUGCCCAGGAGCUUGAUGAUGCUCUGGUGUCAACCUUACAGGCGCUAGAGGCUUUGGCAGCUUCUGAGGACUACCCCCAUCACCCUCAGCAGCCAACACAGACUGCAGGGCUGAUUGUCUUAGCUGCCAUUACACCUGAAUCAUCAUUGGACUCAGGCCAUGAGACAAACUCCUCAGAAUUGACAGAUGUUUCUGAGAUGGUGUCGGCUAUGAAGCAGAACCAGAACCAGGCCUACCUGCUGGCUCACCAUAUCAACAAGGAACGUAUUCUCUGCCGUCGAGAUUUUCCCCUGGCUAUCCCUGGGUGCACGGCAAAAACCAUAGGAACGGGGGCCUUCUCUGUGGGUCAGAUUCGUUCUGGCUGUCCACCCAAGCAAGUAAUCCUCAGCAAGACUGUUCCCUUUAAAGUAAGUUCCAGUCAAGACUCAGCAAUACUCAGUGUAGUGACAGAGCAAGAGGGCAAACAAAAUACUACUAAGACUGAGCAGAAAGCAGAAAUGAAAGAGUCCACCAAAGCAAACACCCCUGAUCCCCCUUCUAAGUCACCCGAAGAACUUAAAGUGUCUGAUGCUUCACUGACAGCUCAAGUUAGUAAAGACAAGAAGAUAACAAAUUCAUCUGAGGAGACACUAUGCGAAAAUCUUUCUGAGGGUAUAAAGGGGAAGACAACAGCGCCUCUUAAUACAGACCCAAGCAACAAAGCCUUACCAAUCCUCUUGCCUGUGGACAGAACUGCCUCUGCCAAGAUUUCCCCCACAAAAAUGUGCCACGAUGCCGAAACUGCCUCUAGUGAGACCAUUAAGCCUUCAUGCUCUACAGAACUUCUGCCAGUUGACGACCUUUUCUGCACAUGCCCAGUGAAACAGGAGUCAGGGCCACAACCAAGACUGAAAGACCCACAGAUUCAGAAGGUAGUGGUGUUUCAAUCCUCCUCCCCCACAGAUGAAGAACGUCUUCGGGCCAAAGGCCUCCAGCUGGCUAGCAGCAAAGAAAAUGCAGUAAGAGUAGGAGCAGAUCCCAGUUUGGCAAAACCCUGCCCUCAAAUACAAACCAAGUACUCCCCCCGUUUGCCUAUUAAAGCAGAGAGAGAAGAAGCAGCUGAAAGCAAGACUGACGUUUCACAGGGCAAAUCCCACCCUGAGUCACAGAAAUGCCCCAUGAAAUCCUUCCCUAUAUUAGAUGAUCCAACAACCCCUAGCCCAUCUGUAGAACUGGUAUCCACUCUCCCAGCCAGAGAAUCAAAGAAGCAAAGCAAUGGUAAGGGGAAGUCCCAGCGCAGCGCCCCUUUCUUGAGCUUUAGAAACCUUCUUUCAGCUACGUUUCCAGCAAGAAUGCGAAGAGAAACAGAUGAGCGAAGGGCUCAGUUGCAGAAAGUCCGCCAAUAUGAGCUGGAGUUUUUAGAGGAGCUGCUGAAACCCAAGUCAUCCCAGGGAGAAUUUUUGCCCCCGGGAUCCUCACCUGUGCCCUCAGGGACUCCUUGUGCCUGCCAGCUUCGCACCAGCCCCGUCUUAAAGGCACCAGGUAUCUCCAGGGAGCAGAGACGCAGCUGUGACUGUAAAAGAAUGUGUAGGGGCAUGCGACUUCCUGACACACCAGUAGGCUCAACAACAGAGACACCACACCGAGGAAGAGAGAGAACUAUCUCAAAGACUCCUCCAGCAGUCUCCAAAGCCCAUCACACCCAAGGUGCUACAAGGAGACCUCAGACCUUAGAGAUUAAGACCACACGAAUACGCUCUACCAGCCUUGAGUCAAGAGAGCCAAGAGGAGAGCAGGGCACCUGCUUGCCCACCUGUACUUCUCAAACAGAUUGUAUGGGAGCUCCACAAUACAAGAAGCUCCAGAGGCGAUACAGCAUUGGAGAACUGGAUAAUAGCACUAGUGCACCUGUGUAUGCUGAGGUGAAGCCUAAAGCCAAGAGUCUAGAGAAGGAGAUGGAGAGAGUGAGGGCCACAGGACUAAGGCUCCCCACCCCAGUAGAGCCAGUCCACACUCAGUCUCACCAGAUAGAGGGGAAGGGGAAAAAGGGUGUGUUUUUUAUUCAGGGAGAAGAGCUACUUUGUGAAGGUAAAGAGGUGACUGGUGAGGUGCUGCUGACCUUACCAAGUGAAGACAGUGAUGACAAGGAUAAAUGCUGUUCAUUCUGUUUCUGCUACAGGAAGUGUGAGGCAGCAGAUGAAAGCAGUGAGAAGGAUGAACUCUCAUACUCCAUACCCCUUCAGGUCCUUCCAGGAAUGGAGUUAGACUCAAAUACCUUUCCUGUAGUAAGCAAAACAUUGCAGGUUCUUAAUGCAGAGGACUGCAGUGGGGAGGAAGAGGAGGAGGAGGAGGAAGAGGAGGAGCCACAGACACAGGAGAUUGACCUAAGAGCCUGUAGUACACUAGAGGGGAGCCUGGCACGGGUACAGGCUCUACAAGGAAAAACAUUCAGCUUACCUGACGGUUUUCUAAAUGCCCAAUUGGAUGCUAAUGAGUUGCUAGCUAUCCUUCGUCAGUGUGCUAACACCCCACAAGCUGAGGGAGAGGCCCGUCUCCAGCCCUCACAUAUUGCAGAGUACAAACAGGAGCUGGCUGUGCGCUUCAAAGAAUUCAGAGCAUCUUGUCGACGAGUGGCAAGUGUUGAAAAAAGCCCAACACGUAUGCUUGCUGUUGUCUCAGCUAGCUUUCAAGUAUUGUGUGAACUUACUCAAACCUUCAUUAAAUUGGUCAGAGGGGUUCGAUCAGAGGCCCAAAGGCUGCAGCUGUUGAGAAAAGUUGAGGAAGUAGCUAUCAACUACACUUUGCUUCUGCGGGCAGCAGAAGAAUCAAUGGGACACUCAAGCAGCCUGCCAACAAAGACAAUGAGCCCUCAAGUUUCCGCCAACACCAAUAACAUGAGCUCCCUUACUCGACCAAUCAAAACUCUGCCUCCCCAGUAAAAAUAAUUCUGGCAGGAAUGUAAUCACAACAGUCCAGAAUGUGGCUGGCUACUCUAUCCAAAUUCAUUAUUUAUUCAUUGUUUACAUUUUUUUACAAGACGUGCAAUGAAUCAUCCUCAGUAAAAAUUACAAUGCAGCUGUUCCAUCCCAUGUUUACAGGCCCUGAGGUAGCCUUGUGGAUCUUGUUUUGAAAUCUAAAGAUACACCAAACUAAUGCACAAUGGAAUAAGAACUCUAUGACAGACUGGGUGAUACAGGGCUAAUCACCACAUAUUAAUAUUCACAAUAUAAAUAAGUCAUUAAAUUAAUAUUUUAUAUGUAAUGUAUAUUUGAGUUGAGUCUACUUAGCAAAUAAUUUUGUGAAGAAAAAAAGGUUAAGAAUAUAUUUGAAAUGUACUAAGUUAAGAGAACUAUAACAAAUCAUCAGAAAUAUGUGUAUGCACUGGAUAAAAAUAUAUCAGAGAUCUCGUCAAGUAGCGACUUCUGUAAAUGGCGUAGUCCAAAGCGUUGGUUGGUUAGAUGGUAAUGUGUUUGUUUGUUUAAAUAACUAACUGUUGUAACACAAAAUGGAGAUCUCUGUUGGCUAUGUUAACAGUGUCUGGCAUACUGAUACAAGAGUCAUAGUGCAAGUGACAGUGUUUGAAAAUUAAAACCACUGAAAGACAAGUAUGAAAUACAAAAAUAUACUGACUGACUGACAAGCCCUUUCUCUCUCUAUAACUGUGCAGGUAUGAAACUCACCUGCUGGGGGCAGACAAUGUAGCAGAGACCCAAGUCACAGUCCACUGUACAGUAAAGAGUGUUGUUACCUCACUCAACUGAAGAGGAGUACCCACACUGUACCUAAUAAUGCACAUAGUGUAUUUUACACCAACACUGAUCAAUAGCUCACUUGCAUCUCACAUUGUGAAUCAUAGUUUUAGACAUAGCCACCCACUUGCAAGUGACUACACGUAUCGCUAGGAUUUUGCACAACAUCUCAAAGUCGCUCUGAAGUUGAAAUGUAUGUAUUUUAAUGUUUAAUUCAGCAUUUUUUUUAUUCAUUCUGCUGCUGAAAAACUCACUUGAGGGCACACCACCAGUUUUACAUAAUUCAUCUCCUCAAGGCUAUAGCUUAUUCAUUUCAAAAGACCAUUUGUUUUUAUUCAGGUUUUCAGAAACAAAAUGAUCAAAUUUGCUUUCUAUGUGCUGUUAUACAUUGUGCAAUCUAGCAAAUAUAUAAGAAACACACAAAGUAGUUUUCUAUGUAUUUUAAUAAAACUAACACAUCUGUUUCCUGUCUGAAAUCUCCUUUGUGUCUCAUCCUCUUGUUAUUCCUGGAAAUUAAUCACAGAUGCUUUAUAAUUGUGCUGGCCUUACAUGUAAACUGGACAUACUGUUUAAAAAAAGUGCUGUGAAACCAAAUUAAUAGUGGCAACAGGGCUGCCAUAGUACUAAAGCAAAAAUUCCGUAUUGCUCUGUGUUGCAAAAAACGAAUGGGUCACUCCUUUGGAAUUAUAUUUGUCUUUUUUAAAUAUUGUGUAUGAGGUAAACAUCCACCCUGACACAUGGUAUUUAACUUAAUCAUCUUUGAAUCAUGUUUUUUUUUAAAGUUUAAUGAUAAGAAACUAAUUCCAUGAUGCUUAAUGCCUUACAGUAUAAAUACUGUAGUUUAACACAAACCUACAAAUCAAUAGUGGUGUUCAUUUAACUGUACAUAAUAUUUUAUAUCCAGAUUACCCAGUUAUAAUAAGUUAGUAACUUUCAAUAUCAAAAGGAAAUCAGGAUAUCAGCUUUGUUGCAAUUCUUUUCUUGGUUUCACUACACAUUUGUGGUGUUGACGAGCACUCUCAUUUAACAGUUUUUCCUUAGCUGUUGAUGUGGCACUUUCCAUAACCAUACCCAGUGUUCUCUCUUUCACUAUACUGCAUGUUUUCCCUUACGUAUUUGACUUUCAGGGCCAGAUACUUUGACCAUUGAAGAGGAUGAUACCGUUUGUUAAGAUCAUUCUCCAAUUUUAAAGUGGAAAACAGGAAAAAAUUAGAGGCUGUGGUAGCAACAUGUUAAUGUUUUGCAAAUGAUAUUUGGUAUGGAAAUGUAUUAUUCUACACUGUUAUGUAAAUAAUAAGAUAGAAUAUUUGAGAGACUAAGAAAAACUUUUAAAACAUUAAGAUUUAUUCAAACUGUAUUUUGUAAAAAGGACAAGAUAAAACAUGUCUGUUAGGUAAUUAUUUAUAGUAGUAAUGUAACAUAGACACUAAUAGCAAAACAUAUAUUUUAAAGGGUAUAUUAUGAGUAUAAAGCAUGAGACAUGUUUAUUUUUAUAAACCAAAAUAUCAGACAGUGCUCUCUCAUCAGCACUUGACCAUUUUAACAUUACAAUAAACAUUUUCUGUGGUUGUCAUUGUUGCAUUGCUUUGCAAUACUGUGUGGAUUUGUCUGUUUCAUUCACAUGAUGAGCCCGCCAUGGCUUAAUCCAUUGUUUCUUUAUGUGCACCUGUUCAUUCCUGUUUUUAUUUACUGUCAAUGAUCUUGUCGUCACUGUGGUCUUCUGUCUGUGUACAAAGUUAACUCAUGUUUUAAGAGCAAUAAAGUAUAUUAUAUAAACUC
Scophthalmus maximus (turbot) is the source of this 8471-nucleotide messenger RNA. It is a transcript of the gene frmpd3, whose product is annotated as FERM and PDZ domain containing 3. Gene Ontology annotation, molecular function: protein binding. The record is from RefSeq and is a predicted model, not a curated record. Lineage: Eukaryota; Metazoa; Chordata; Actinopteri; Pleuronectiformes; Scophthalmidae. Gene Ontology annotation, cellular component: cytoskeleton. The transcript has 17 exons. Bases 705 to 5882 code for a protein of 1725 amino acids.